Molecule: messenger RNA, 2216 nt
Organism: Perognathus longimembris pacificus (Pacific pocket mouse)
Lineage: Eukaryota; Metazoa; Chordata; Mammalia; Rodentia; Heteromyidae
Gene: Apbb3
Product: amyloid beta precursor protein binding family B member 3
Exons: 13
Coding region: 423-1925 (500 amino acids)
Biological process (GO): regulation of DNA-templated transcription
Cellular component (GO): nucleus; cytoplasm
Molecular function (GO): amyloid-beta binding; transcription factor binding
Source: RefSeq, a predicted model, not a curated record
GGGUUGGUUUCCUGGUGGCGGCGCUGCGGCCCCCUGGCGGCGCGCCGGUAUUUCCACGUGACCCCUCCCGUCUGGUCCCGGACCGCGUGUGCGCGUGCGCGUGCGCGCCCGCUCGCUGGCUCGUGACCCGGCGCGAUGAUCUCAUCCGUGGGCCAGUGCGUGAGGCGGACGUGCGUCCCGCCGCUCUUCCGGCACCUGAUGAGGUCAUCAUACCUGUGGGGUGGGGUGUGCGCCGGGGUCGGUUCGCCCCGCUCUCACCCGUGCACGGAGCGCGCUUGAGCUCGGGGCUGCGCCGGGCCCGCCUCUGCCCGCCCCCGGGGCCUGUCCCGGGCCCGCCCCGGAGGCCUCCGGCGCGGAGGCUGGGCGCGCAGGCACCGCGUCUCCCGAGGGCCGGCCGAGGCCGGCGGGGACCCGGCGGGGCCAUGCUGGGCAAGGAUUACAUGCUAGCCAUCAUUCUGGUCAACUGCGACGAUGACUUGUGGGGGGAUCAAAGUUUGGAGGGGGAGCCGGGCCUACCCCCUGGCUGGAGGAAGAUCCGUGAUGCGGCAGGUACUUAUUACUGGCACGUACCCAGCGGUAGCACCCAGUGGCAGCGUCCAGCCUGGGAGUUAGGCGAUGCAGAGGAUCUAGGCAAGAGGACAAAGGGGAUUUGGGAGCUGCGGCCCCCAAAGGGAAGAUCCUUUUCCAGCUUGGAGAAUUCCCUGGACCGGAGUAACUCUCUGACCUGGUAUGGUGAGGAAUCCUACAUUCAGAACCUGGAGCCAGGGGCUAAGUGCUUUGCAGUUCGUUCUCUGGGCUGGGUAGAGGUGCCUGAAGAGGAUCUGGCACCGGGAAAGAGCAGUAUUGCAGUCAAUAACUGUAUCCAGCAGCUGGCGCAGGGCCGGAACCGGAGACAGCCCCCAGAGGGUGCCUGGGGUGAGCCACCUUUAUCUGAUCUCUUGGCCAAAUUCUGUCCUUGGAAGGGCCAGAACAUGCUGAUGAUCCUGAAGAAGGAUGCCAUGAGCCUGGUGAAUCCCCUGGAUCACAGCCUGAUCCACUGUCAGCCUCUGGUGCACAUCCGUGUGUGGGGUGUGGGCAGCUCCAAGGGCCGUGACAGGGACUUCGCUUUUGUGGCGGGUGACAAAGACAGCUGCAUGCUCAAGUGCCAUGUGUUUCACUGCGAUGUCCCUGCCAAGGCCAUUGCAAGCGCCCUCCAUGGGCUCUGUGCCCAGAUCUUGUCAGAACGAGUGGGGGUUAGUGGUGAUGGCGCUUGCUGCUCUCCAGACCCCAUUUCCCCCGAAGAUCUGCCUCGGCAAGCGGAGCUGCUCGAUGCCGUGAGCCAGGUUGCUCAGAAGUACGAGGCACUGUAUAUGGGAACCCUGCCAGUCACCAAAGCCAUGGGCAUGGAUGUCCUGAAUGAGGCCAUUGGUACACUCACCGCCCGCGGGGACCGGAACACCUGGGUCCCCGCUCUGCUCAGCGUGUCUGACUCUUUCAUGACCGCGCAGCCCAUGCAGGCAGAGGCUGGUGCAGAGGAGGAGCCACUGUGGCAGUGUCCUGUUCGUCUUGUCACCUUUAUCGGUGUUGGCCGUGACCCACACACCUUCGGUCUCAUCGCCGACCUUGGCCGUCAGAGCUUCCAGUGUGCAGCCUUCUGGUGCCAGCCCCACGCGGGGGGACUCUCGGAAGCUGUGCAGGCUGCCUGUAUGGUUCAGUACCAGAAGUGUCUUGUGGCCUCUGCGGCUCGAGGCAAGGCCUGGGGUGCUCAGGCCCGUGCCCGCCUGCGGCUCAAGCGGACCAGCUCCAUGGACUCCCCAAGAGGUCCCCUGCCUCUCCCCCUACUAAAAGGAGGGGUCGGGGGUGCAGGAGCAGCCCCUCGAAAGCGGGGUGUCUUCUCGUUUCUCGAUGCCUUCCGGCUGAAACCUUCUCUACUCCAUAUGCCCUAAACUGGCCUUACAGGGCUGGGGAAGGAGGCUCUGGAUCGAUGCCCAACUCUAUUCCCCUUCAUUCUCCAGGGGUCCACAGCCUCUCAUCUCUGCCUGCCCCUGCCCCUUGCCUAUCUAUUUAUUACCUAGUUUAUUGUUGGUAUGGAUGACUGAGAGGCCCUGCACUACUCCUUAGGCCCCUGGCUCUCCUUUCCUUGGGUCCUUGCCCCUGUCCAGUCCUGGACAAUUGGCUCUACCUCAGCAACACUUUAUAGCAAAACCAGUGCAAAUAAAAGUCCCUCAGUGACCUCA